Messenger RNA from Penicillium verhagenii, 693 nucleotides. RefSeq lists its product as uncharacterized. The transcript has 2 exons. Lineage: Eukaryota; Fungi; Ascomycota; Eurotiomycetes; Eurotiales; Aspergillaceae. The record is from RefSeq and is a predicted model, not a curated record. The coding region runs from base 1 to 693 and encodes 230 amino acids.
AUGAUCAGGUGCCCGCCGUCGAUCAUCUGGUUAGGGGAUGAGGAGCUUCAGUAUCAUUUGCACCGUAUCUUUCUCCGUUCUCUUUCCACCGAUUUGGACCGCUUACACCUAAGUGACCAAGAUCCGAGCUAUGGCAGAGACACCCAAUUUGACUCUUUGAGCUCCGCAGCACCAUCCGAAGAUUCGGAAGAGAAUGGAGAUGUCCAACCAACCCGCGAAGCUCAAGGAUCCUCUUGUGUGAAAACCCGCUCCGUGCCAGACGACUCCAUUACAACAAGCCCAGAAGAAGAAUCUGCUUCUAAGUCAACAUCGAUCCACCACAAAGUGGGCACCUUCAAAGCCCCCAUCAGACGGUUAGGAUCCUCUUGUUCCUCCCGUUCCUCACAAAAUCACGAACACCUCAAAGGUCUCUGGGCUGCGUUACCGGAUCAGGGAAAGAGUACAAUGGAUCGCUUGUAUGGCUUGGAAGAAAACUACCGACGAAGUCCCCUCCAUACAUGGGCCACGAGUUCAAAAGAUGAGCAUUCGCGGCUUCCCACUUCUCAGGUUUCCCGCAAGCCGCCCGCUACCAUUCCGGAGAUGACUCUCAAUGCCAGCCCACCCCGGGGACUAACUUUAGCGUCCACCACUCGGUCUGACGAGGCAGGCUUGGCCCAUUCUCCAGCCUCGACCACCACUAAUGUGGAUACCUAG